AUGGCGGCUUCGAGUCCGCCGCCGCUGGAGAACGAGCUGCUGCGCGACGAGGACUUCGCCGAGCUGUCGCUGGAGCCCGCGGCCGUGGACCGGCUCAUGGGCGGCAAGUGCCUCGUGGAGCAGCUCUCGGCGUCCCAGGGCCGCAAGCGCCGGCGCGCGCCCACGCUCGACCAGGACGUGGAGCUGCAGGACCCCGCCGCGGCCGAGCCCGAGGCCGAGCCGCUCUGCUGCCUCAGCGACGCGCUGCCGCGCACGGCGUCGGCCUCGGCCAUGCGCCUGUGUCACUGCGGCCGCGUGAGCCGCGGCUCCUCGCUGGAUGAGGAGGAGACGGCCAGGCAGGAGGCCUUUGACCCGCACUGCGCGUCGAGAGAGUACCUGGACCUGCACAUCCGCUACGCCGUGGUGGUGCGCGUCGUGCGGGUGGAGAACGUGGAGGGCCACGACCUGUUUGUGCUCAAGGUGUCGGACGCGGAGACGCAGAAGCGCUGGGAGGUCAGGAAGACGCUCAAGGAGAUGAUGCAGUUCUACUCGCAGAUCCAGCAGAUCAGCUUGGCCGACGCACCCGUCAAGAGAGCGCUGUGGGGCACGUUCAGAGGCCUGAGGAGGUUCCGACUGCCCAAGAAAUUCUUCCACUUCCGAGGCUCGCUGAACACGCAGAGACGCGUGGUGUUUGACUCGUUCUUGAGGCAGACGGCGGCGCUCGUGGCGCCUGCGCCCCUUGGACCACGCCGGAGGAAGGCCGUGCUGCUUCUGCAGGAGUUCGUGGGCGUGCACCGCCAUUGUGACGUCUUUGAUCGCGGUGGUUGCAGAUGUUUCCUGCUCAAGAACCAAGUGAACGCGUCGCACUUGGUGGCGGAGAUUUUCGCGGCGCCUAGCCACAAGGUCGCGCGUGCAUGCGAGUCGUUUGUGGCUGCACUCGUGCGCAUGAGUGUUGACGACAAGCACGUGGUCAUGCCGGAGCGUAAGGCGCGGACGUUGCUGAACACCGUGUCGAGGAAGAUGGGUGAGAUCAAGGACGUGAUGCUCAGGGACGAGGUGCUGCUUAGUCAGCUUGCAGUGGCCCGCUCGGAGCGCACAGAGCCGGACUACGACGAGUUCUUGGACGAGAUCAAGCACGCAGUGUGUGGAUUUGUGCAGAAGCGCGUGCUUGUGCCCCUGGAGGACCAUGUUCACGAAGCGCUGCACACGCUUACGGACUGUGACGACGAAGGAGCUUUGAAAAACAAGAUCAAGGUGCUUCAGACCAAGCCUCAGUCCUUUUUCGGCGUGCCGCCGCACAUUGUGGCCGGAUCGGGAAGCGAUUGGGAGGAUGCUCGUCGCGAGCUUCGCCGCGUGAACGACUACGCGCUGCCGCUCGACAAACUCAAGUGCCUGGCUCGUGCUGCGGGGGCUAUUUUCCAGACGUGUGGGUCGUCCCGUUCUCCGUCAUCCGUUGGAACGACUAGCAGCCUCACUUCCGUUGAGGAGCUGGACAUGGUGCUGCGGCCUUCGAUGACCACGGACGAGUUCAUUUCGGUGCACUUGUUCGCGCUGGUCACGAGCAAUAUGUCGCAGCUGUUGAUCACGCGCGAGUUUCUGCGGGUGAUGUGCGACCCUCAAGACAUCACUGGCGAGCUCGGCUACUAUCUCACAACGUUUGAGGUGGCAGUGGAUCUGCUCACCAACCACGCGGACCCCCAGCAACCGAUGCUGCCGUAA
Messenger RNA from Phytophthora sojae, 1698 nucleotides. RefSeq lists its product as hypothetical. The coding region runs from base 1 to 1698 and encodes 565 amino acids. Gene Ontology annotation, molecular function: guanyl-nucleotide exchange factor activity; small GTPase binding. NCBI's taxonomy places the organism in Eukaryota, Oomycota, Peronosporomycetes, Peronosporales, Peronosporaceae. The transcript is spliced from 2 exons. The record is from RefSeq and is a predicted model, not a curated record. Gene Ontology annotation, biological process: vesicle-mediated transport. Gene Ontology annotation, cellular component: cytosol; endocytic vesicle.